Molecule: messenger RNA, 1725 nt
Organism: Mauremys reevesii (Reeves's turtle)
Lineage: Eukaryota; Metazoa; Chordata; Testudines; Geoemydidae
Product: immunoglobulin gamma-1 heavy chain-like
Exons: 8
Coding region: 90-1310 (406 amino acids)
Biological process (GO): innate immune response; phagocytosis, recognition; B cell receptor signaling pathway
Cellular component (GO): blood microparticle; external side of plasma membrane; immunoglobulin complex, circulating
Molecular function (GO): antigen binding; immunoglobulin receptor binding
Source: RefSeq, a predicted model, not a curated record
GCCAGCGCUAUCAGUGAGAGAAGCAGCUGUUCAUCUGCGUUUAACAUCUCAACCUCUUCUGAGAGUUCUGCCCAGAAAUAAGAACCAGGAUGUUCUCACUAAAACUCAUUUUCCUUUUGGUGGCUUCCCAGGGUGUCCAGGCUCAAGUUAGGUUCGUGGAAGCUGGAGGGGACGUGAAGAAACCAGGAGAUUCCCUCCACCUCUCCUGUAAAGGGUCUGGAUUCAGUUUUGGAGACUACUGGUUGAGCUGGCUCCGACUGUCUCCCGGCAAAGGACUGGAGAAGGUCGCCACCAUUAGCUUUUGGGCAGGAGACACUAAACAUUAUGCUGCUUCUGUAAGGGGGCGGUUCAGCAUUUCCAGAUCCAAUGCCCAGAAUAUGCUCUAUUUGCAAAUGAACAAUCUGAAGCCUGAAGACACGGGUAUUUAUUUUUGCAGCCAAGCACAGUGUGCCAGGGUAAUUCUGAGCUCCCACAAGAACCUCAAAUCGUGGCCGUUUUGGGAGCAGAGUACUUCCAGCAGGUUGAAAGAUCUGGACACUAGGGCUGAGAGUUUUAAAGGACUGGAGUGGGUAUCCAGCAUGGAGAAAUCCUCUACGAGUGCUAAAUAUUAUGCCAGUUCGGUGAAGGGCCGAUUCACCAUGUCCAGGGACAAUUCCAAGAACAUGGCAUAUUUGCAAAUGAAGAACCUGAAACCCGAAGACACCGCUAUGUACUACUGCCUUGUUUCAAUUUUCUCUAGAAAGGUUCUUGCACAGCUGUAUAGCACUGUGAACUCUGAUGCUAUCUUUAAAGGGACCAAAGUUUCUCUAAUACCAAGAGAUCAAACAACUUCUGAGCCCUCCGUCUCCAUUAUGAAGUCAGAAAAUGAGAGCAUUGCUGCUUGCCUGGCGAAAGAUUUCUACCCUAAAGAACUGAAGAUAUUAAUGAAUUCUGACAGUAAAACUAUAUAUGAAGCAACAGACCCAAUCCUCACAUCUAGUGGGAAAUACAGUGCUGUCAAAGUUGUCAAGUUGUCUCCAAAUGAACUAGUGUCUUGCUCCGUUCAACAUAAUAGCAAACUUAUUAAGAAAACCCAAACAGCUGAGAACCCACCAGAUUUCACAUCUCCUGCUCCAACGAUCAUCAUGCCCGAGCCGUGCAACAUUUCAACCCCCAGCCUCGAAGAUACGAAUGAGGAGAAAAACACAAAGACACUAUCCGCGGCUCUGCUGGGUUUGGAAAUUGUGCUUGCAAAGAGCAUCAUCUUUAAUGUGCUCAUGAUUGCAAAAUUAAUCUUUGAGGUUUGCAAGAAGGAGUGCGGAAGGACCUGAGAAACAAAGCAAAAUUUCUGUCAACUUUGUUUGUAUUAAUUAUAUAUAUAUAUACUGCUUUUGAUACUGAAAAUUAGUUUGCAUUUAUUGUUGCUCUGAAUGUAUUUUUAACAAGCUAAUUUUGGUAACUUCACAAAGAAUUGUAAAGUUACAAUAGUGACUUCAGAGAUAAGACUGAAGGAAAUUUUCUAUUUUAAAGUUUAUUUUCUAUUCCCUCAAAUCUUUCCCUGCCCCUUGAAAAAAGACCUAUCUUUAGUGCAAACUUACCAUGAUUUUUAGGCUAGAAUAGGAUAUUUACCAGCUAAAUUCUACUGACUGUACAAUAUCUUUUGAAAAAGUAGACUUUGAAAGAUGAUGGGCUUUUCAAAAAUGUCAUCUAAUUUUUUGGCAUUCAUGUAUUUUCCUAUUUUUAUAU